Messenger RNA from Caretta caretta (loggerhead turtle), 1697 nucleotides. NCBI's taxonomy places the organism in Eukaryota, Metazoa, Chordata, Testudines, Cheloniidae. The record is from RefSeq and is a predicted model, not a curated record.
CCAGAAGAUGUAGGAGCCUGUCUUUAUUACACAGAUGCUGUUUUCGAGCUGGAACUUUCCAGUCUCUCGCUCCUCUUGCAGGCCCUGCUACCAGCCUGCUUAUUUGUCCCCUUCAACUGAGUGUUGAGAGCCACUCUAGCUGGCACAGAACAGUAGUCAUGAGUGAAAGAAGAAAAUGCCCCUCUGGGGCAGCAUUCAGAAAAAGAAAGAAAGCAAAGGAAGCUUUUCUAUCUAAGCAGGAAGGAGCUCUCCUGAGAUACAUAGACACAAAUGUUCAUGGUGAGCCUUCUGGCCCCAUGAGGAUGUGAGUGGUGAGGAGAUCUUCCAGUUAGUCAGAGUGCAGGUGACCUGGCAGUUACUGCAGCAUCCAUAUCUCCAUCUCAAAUGGAUUCAACCAUGCACAUUCCUGAAGAAAAGUGUAGAUCAGAGAAGAAUGUGGUGGAGGCACAAGAAACAGCUGCUGCUGAGUUUAGUUCCUUGAAUCUAGAUCAGUGGUUCUCAAAGCCGGUCUGCCGCUUGUUCAGGGAAAGCCCCUGCCGGGCCGGACCAGUUUGUUUACCUGCUGUGUCCACAGGUUCAGGCAAUCGCGGCUCCCACUGGCCGCGGUUUGCCGCUCCAGGCCAAUGGGGGCUGCGGGAAGGGUGGCCAGCACAUCCCUUGGCCCGCGCCACUUCCCGCAGUCCCCAUUGACCUGGAGAGGUGAACUGUGGCCAGUGGAUCCAGGACUGUGGACCCACUUGAGCAGUAGUCUGAGGGACUUCCUUGUACUGCAUGGGCCACAGCAAGUGAAAAACUUCAUGUUCCCCAAAGACAAUGAAAAUAGAAGUUCCCAUCCAACACAUUACUGGCGUGAAAUUGCCAAUGGUGACAAAGUGGAGAGGCCAUGGCUUAUGUACUCAAAAACCCAGAAUGCUGCAAACUGCUUUUGUUGCAAAGUCUUCCAGUCUGUUGUUCCAGCCACAUUGGAUUCUACAGGAACAAAGGACUGGAAAAAUCUGGCAAGACAUCUCUCAUUCCAUCUGAAGGCAGCAAAUCACCAGAGAGCAUUCCAUAUGUGGAAAGAGCUCGAGAUGAGACUAAGGUUAAAGGCCACCAUAGAUGAUCAGCAUCAAGAGAAGAUUGCAUCAGAGUCUCUUUACUGGCCAAAUGUACUGAAAAGGCUCAUUGCCAUUGUGAGAAUGCUUGCUACCCAAAACCUAGCACUGCAUGGCACUUCAGAUCAGCUGUAUGUGCCAAACAGUGGAAGCUUCCUUAAAAUUGUGGAGCUGAUGGCUGAGUUUGAUGCUGUACUCCAGGAGCAUGUAAGAAGAGUCACCACCCGAGAAAUGUACACACAUCACUACCUUGGAAAAACAGUCCAAAAUGAGAUCAUACAGUCACUGGCAACAAAAGUCAAAGAGAAGAUUGUGCCAGAUCUGAAGUCAGCAAGAUAUGACUCUGUUAUUCUGGACUGCACACCUGACAUCAGCCAUACGGAACAAAUGACUUUAAUGGUGCAUUUUGUAACAAGAACAGAACCUAGUGGAAAUGUCCCUGCAAUGGUGACUGUCAGAGAGCAUUUUCUAGAAUUUAUUGACCAUUUAUUGAUGAUACUACAGGAGCUGGUAUGACAAAUGUGCUUCUUAAAAAGCUGGAACAUAUGGGAAUUGUGAUAGCUGACAUGAGAGGUCAGGGCUACGAUAAUGGUGCCAACAUGA